Protopolystoma xenopodis is the source of this 570-nucleotide messenger RNA. NCBI's taxonomy places the organism in Eukaryota, Metazoa, Platyhelminthes, Monogenea, Polystomatidea, Polystomatidae. The record is from the annotation of a GenBank genome assembly.
AUGGUAACAGAGUUGAAACGGAUUGCUCUUUUAGAAGAAGGAUUAGAUUACGAAGCUGACUUAUUUCGCUGCGAAACAGCACCUCUCGCCAGUGAUUCUUGGCCCCCCAGCUUGAACCAUCUUCCACUGGUAAAUGCACGGGAGGACGCUGUAGCUCUUGGUGAGGACGACUGGCCACGAACUGCGCCUCGCCAACGUAGCCAGACUGAUGUCGUGGCUCGCGGCAUGGCACAGUUAUCUCGUGCCAGGCGCCUUCAUCCUCGUCUAUUCAGUCGCCUCCUCCGUUCUAAGCUAACUGGUGGCACUUCCGCCCUCGCAAAUGAGAAUGAUGGAUCUAAGAAGGCUAGAGAUGCGUUUGGGCUUGGAUCUGGAGAGGAUCCGUCUUCGGUUAAGACUUUCAAGCUUCGAGACAGCCAAGGAACGGAAUCACGAUUUCGUUCGCGAGUCAGGCGUACAGAUGCCACAGGUAUUCAGUUGGUGCCGACCGAAAAGGAGCCAGCCUGGAUGGUGGUGCUAUACAACAAUGAAUUUCACAACUAUGAUCAAGUUAGUGAGUUGUCAAUAUGCUAA